Molecule: messenger RNA, 1002 nt
Organism: Kogia breviceps (pygmy sperm whale)
Lineage: Eukaryota; Metazoa; Chordata; Mammalia; Artiodactyla; Physeteridae
Source: RefSeq, a predicted model, not a curated record
AUGGCCUGCAUGAUGAACGUCCACAAGCGCUGCGUGAUGAACGUCCCCAGCCUCUGCGGCACAGACCACACGGAGCGCCGCGGCCGCAUCUACAUCCAGGCCCACAUCGAGAGGGAGGUCCUUAUCGUUGUCGUAAGAGAUGCUAAAAACCUUGUACCUAUGGACCCUAAUGGCUUGUCAGAUCCUUACGUGAAACUGAAACUGAUUCCUGAUCCCAAGAGUGAGAGCAAGCAGAAGACCAAAACCAUCAAGUGCUCCCUCAACCCUGAGUGGAACGAGACAUUUAGAUUCCAGCUGAAAGAGUCGGACAAAGACAGAAGACUGUCUGUAGAGAUUUGGGAUUGGGAUCUGACCAGCAGGAAUGACUUCAUGGGAUCUUUGUCAUUUGGGAUUUCUGAACUGCAGAAAGCUGGUGUUGAUGGCUGGUUUAAGUUACUGAGCCAGGAGGAGGGCGAGUACUUCAACGUACCUGUGCCGCCGGAAGGCAGUGAGGGCAAUGAGGAACUGCGGCAGAAAUUUGAGAGGGCCAAGAUCAAUCAGGGGACCAAGGCUCCUGAAGAAAAGACGACUAACACCAUAACCAAAUUGGACAACAACGGGAACAGGGACCGGAUGAAACUGACCGAUUUCAACUUCCUGAUGGUGCUUGGAAAAGGCAGCUUUGGCAAGGUCAUGCUCUCAGAGCGGAAGGGCACAGAUGAGCUGUACGCCGUGAAGAUCCUGAAGAAGGACGUGGUGAUCCAAGAUGACGACGUGGAAUGCACGAUGGUAGAGAAGCGGGUGCUGGCCCUGCCCGGGAAGCCGCCCUUCCUGACCCAGCUGCAUUCCUGCUUCCAGACCAUGGACCGCCUGUACUUUGUGAUGGAGUAUGUGAAUGGUGGUGACCUCAUGUACCACAUCCAACAAGUGGGCCGGUUCAAGGAGCCUCACGCUGUAUUUUAUGCUGCCGAAAUUGCCAUCGGUCUGUUCUUCUUACAGAGCAAGGGCAUCAUUUACCGGUGA